CGUGAAAAUAAUGAGAUUCUUGUUUGGGACCUGAGAGUUCAAAACUAAGAAUUGGAAGACUCCACCCAUCACCGUUUACGGCAAUGUCGAUGUUGUCGCAAUCCAAACCCCUCCGCAGCCGCACCUACCUGCUACACUUCACGAGGCGGCGCUGUCACUGCAACUCCCAAAACGACGCCGCAUCGGCGGUGACCCAAGUAGUGGAACUUCUCCAACUUCCACCGGACCAUUGGGACCACGACAAGCUCCACUCCAUUCUCUUCAACCCCUCACCCCUCUCCUCUCACCACUUCCUCCAAAUCACUCUCCAACUAUCUUCCAUUCCCAAAUCCCUCCAAUUUCUCAAAUACCUCUCAGCAAAAGCCCCACAACACCAUCCCCAUUCCCUCUCUUCCGUCUUCCAGGGCUCUCUUGAACUCGCUUCUCGACACCCCAAUUCCCAAACCCACCUUGUCAGCCUCCACCGCUUCCGAAAAUCCACCCACCCCACUCUCCCCCUCACUCCCAAAUCCGCUUCGCUUCUCUUGCAGUGCCUUGAAAAUGCGCGACUGGUCAACGACUCGCUUCUUCUCUUUAACCAGCUCGACCCUUCUUCCAAAAGUCCCCAACUUUGCCACGGAUUGUUGAGGGUCUUGCUGAAAUCGGGUCGUGCCGGCGAUGUACUCCACGUGCUCGACGAAAUGCCCCAAGCGAAUUCCGGGUUUUCCGUGACGGGGGAAAUUGUUUUUGGGGAGUUGGUGAGGAGUGGAAGAAGUUUUCCUGAUGGGGAGGUUGUGGGGUUGGUUGCCAAGCUAGGUGAGCGCGGAGUUUUCCCUGAUGGGUUUAAGCUUACUCAGUUGGUGGGUAAGCUCUGUGGGGAUCAGAAGAACGGUGUUGCGUGGGAGGUUUUGCAUUGUGUGAUGAGAUUGGGUGGUGCGGUUGAUGCUGCGUCGUGCAAUGCUUUGUUAACUUGGCUAGGACGGGGGAGGGACAUUAAGAGGAUGAAUGAACUGUUGGCGGAGAUGGAAAAGAGGAAGAUACGGCCUAGCGUGGUUACCUUUGGGAUUCUUGUUAAUCAUUUGUGCAAGGCUAGGAGGAUUGACGAGGCGUUACAGGUGUUUGAUAGAUUGAGAAGGAAGGGAGGAAGUAAUUGGGUUGGUGUUGAGCCUGAUGUGGUGUUGUUCAAUACUUUGAUUGAUGGACUUUGUAAGGCUGGGAAGGAAGAAGAUGGUUUGAGUUUGCUGGAAGAGAUGAAAAUGGGGAAUAUAAAUAGGCCGAACACGGUGACAUAUAAUUGCUUGAUUGAUGGGUUCUUUAAAGCUGGAAAUUUUGAUAGAGCACAUGAGCUGUUUCGUCAGAUGAAUGAGGAAGGAGUGCAGCCAAAUGUGAUCACCCUCAAUACAUUGGUUGAUGGUUUGUGCAAACAUGGAAGGGUCCAUAGAGCAGUUGAGUUUUUCAACGAGAUGAAAGGGAAGGGCCUGAAAGGGAAUGCUGCUACUUAUACUGCGUUGAUAUCUGCCUUCUGUGGUGUGAACAAUAUUAAUAGAGCCAUGCAAUGUUUUGAAGAGAUGUUGAGUUCUGGGUGCUCUCCAGAUGCUGUUGUUUACUAUAGUUUGAUAUUGGGUUUAUGCAUUGCUGGAAGGAUGAAUGAUGCCAGCGUUGUUGUGUCAAAGUUGAAACUGGCUGGGUUCAGUCUUGAUAGAUCUUGCUAUAAUGUUCUCAUCAGUGGAUUCUGUAAGAAGAAGAAGUUGGAAAGAGUUUAUGAACUGCUUACCGAAAUGGAAGAAACUGGAGUUAAACCUGAUACUAUCACCUAUAACACUUUGAUUUCCUAUCUUGGCAAAACUGGAGAUUUUGCAACUGCCAGUAAGGUAAUGGAAAAGAUGAUUAAAGAGGGUCUUAGGCCCUCUGUUGUCACAUAUGGGGCAAUUAUACAUGCAUAUUGUUCUAAGAAGAAUGUUGAUGAGGGUAUGAAGAUUUUUGGGGAAAUGUGUUCUACAUCCAAAGUCCCUCCCAACACUGUCAUAUACAACAUUUUAAUAGAUGCUCUGUGCAAGAAUAACGAUGUAGACAGGGCGAUUUCUUUGAUGGAGGACAUGAAGGUAAAGGGGGUUAGGCCUAAUACAACCACAUAUAAUGCUAUUCUCAAAGGAGUUCGUGAUAAGAAAAUGUUGCACAAAGCAUUUGAAUUGAUGGACAGAAUGGUUGAAGAAGCUUGCAGACCUGACUAUAUAACCAUGGAGGUUCUUACUGAAUGGCUUUCUGCAGUUGGUGAAAUAGAAAAAUUGAAACAUUUUGUCGAAGGCUAUCAAGAUUCUUCCUAUCCAGCAUCAUCUCAAACUUAACUUUGUUUAUGGUAUACUUGAGCUAAACCAUAUAGAUUGGUAUUCCUUUUGAACCCAUUUUUAAAACACGAAAGCUGAAAUAAAGCUUGAAGUGUACAUAUGUUUUUUUUGCCAAUGUUAAAUUAAUUUGGAGUGCCUAUAGUUGUAUCAGAUUGUUAAAUAAGUUCUGUUAAAAAGUUUUAUAUGGGUUCUUUAUA
Glycine soja is the source of this 2521-nucleotide messenger RNA. RefSeq names its product pentatricopeptide repeat-containing protein At3g61520, mitochondrial-like. The transcript has a single exon. The record is from RefSeq and is a predicted model, not a curated record. Gene Ontology annotation, molecular function: protein binding. The coding region runs from base 84 to 2324 and encodes 746 amino acids. NCBI's taxonomy places the organism in Eukaryota, Viridiplantae, Streptophyta, Magnoliopsida, Fabales, Fabaceae.